AUGACGCCGCUGCCCCGCGACGCGGCGCGUUGCGCUCCGAGCCUCCCCCGGAAGCGCCGCCCCGCUCCCGGCCUUCCCAUUGAGGACUUGUGCAGCCUGACAUCCCAGUCGCUGCCUGUUCUGGUGACAGCUGCAGUGCCGGAAUCCACGGAGGAUGUCCUUUUGAAGGGAUUUGCAACACUGGGGAUGGAGGAUGAAAGAAUUGAAACAGCACAGCAGUUCUUCUCCUGGUUUGCUCAGGUGCAAACACAGAUGGAUCAAGAUGAAGGUGCCAAGUAUAGACAGAUGAGGGAUUACUUGUCUGGCUUUCAGGAGCAGUGUGAUGCUAUCUUGAAUGAUGUGAAUAGUGCCCUUCAGCACCUGGAGUCACUACAAAAACAGUAUCUUUUUGUGUCCACAAAGACAGGAACGCUGCAUGAGGCCUGUGAACAGCUUUUGAAAGAGCAGUCAGAGCUUGUUGACCUGGCUGAAAACAUCCAGCAGAAACUUUCUUACUUUAAUGAGCUGGAAAACAUCAACACUAAACUGAAUUCCCCUACGCUGUCUGUGAACAGUGAAGGAUUCAUUCCCAUGCUGGCUAAGCUUGAUGAUUGUAUUGCAUAUAUUUCAUCACAUCCAAAUUUUAAAGACUAUCCUGUGUAUUUGACAAAGUUUAAACAAUGCCUUUCUAAAGCUAUGCACCUUAUCAAGACAUACACUGUGAAUACACUACAGAACCUCACAACCCAGUUAAUGAAAAGGGAUCCUUCAGCUGUGCCAAAUUCUGACAAUGCCUUCACUCUGUUUUAUGUGAAAUUCAGGGCAGCUGCUCCCAAAGUCAGAACUCUUAUUGAACAAGUAGAGCAAAGAUCUGAAAAAAUGCCAGAGUAUCAGCAAGUUCUCAAUGAAAUCCAUCAAUGUUACCUCGACCAGCGGGAGCUUUUGCUUGGUCCAAGUAUCGCUAGCACUGUUACAGAAUUAACCAGUCAGAAUAACAGAGAUCAUUGUGCUCUGGUACGAAGUGGUUGUGCCUUCAUGGUCCAUGUAUGCCAGGAUGAACAUCAGCUUUACAAUGAAUUCUUCACAAAACCAACACCAAAACUGGAUGAACUCUUGGAGAAGUUGUGUCUUUCAUUAUAUGAUGUCCUGAGGCCAAUGAUCAUCCAUGUCAUUCACUUAGAGACACUUUCUGAACUCUGUGGGAUUCUCAAAAAUGAGAUGCUUGAGGAUCAUGUACAGAACAAUGCUGAACAACUGGGUGCGUUUGCCGCUGGCGUCAAGCAGAUGCUGGAAGAUGUACAGGAGCGCCUUGUCUAUAGGACGCAUAUUUACAUUCAGACUGACAUCACCGGCUACAAGCCUGCGCCGGGCGAUCUCGCCUAUCCUGACAAGCUGGAAAUGAUGGAGCAAAUUGCACAGAGUUUGAAAGAGGAGCAGAAGAAGCUGCCAUCUGAAGCUUCAUUUUCAGAUGUCCGGCUAGAAGAUGCUGAGUCCUGCAGUUUAGUUACAUCUGGUUCAGCUGAAUCCCUUAAUCCCAGGCAUCAGAGCACAAUUUCACCUGCAGAUCUGCAUGGAAUGUGGUAUCCUACUGUCAGAAGGACUCUAGUGUGUCUCUCCAAACUGUACAGAUGUAUAGAUAGGGCAGUGUUUCAGGGAUUAUCGCAAGAGGCCUUAUCUGCCUGCAUCCAGUCACUGCUGGGAGCUGCUGAUUCCAUCAGCAAAAACAAGAGCCAGGUUGAUGGACAGCUUUUCUUAAUAAAACACCUUCUGAUUCUUCGUGAACAAAUUGCUCCUUUCCACACUGAUUUCACCAUUAAGGAAAUUUCCCUGGACCUUAAGAAAACUAGAGAUGCAGCGUUUAAAAUCCUGAAUCCUAAGGCAGUUUCAAGAUUUUUUAGACUAAACAGCAACAACGCCUUGAUACAGUUCUUACUGGAGGGUACUCCAGAAAUCAGAGAGCAUUAUAUUGACUCCAAGAAAGACGUAGAUCGUCAUCUGAAAUCAGCUUGCGAGCAGUUUAUUCAGCAGCAAACCAAACAGUUUAUAGAACAGCUGGAGGAGUUCAUGACAAAGGUAGCUGCUUUAAAAACAAUGGCCACUCAAGGAGGUCCCAAUUACAGCCUUUCACAGCAACCUUGGGCACAACCAGCAAAGAUCAACGAUCUGGUCUCUUCCACUUACAAGACAAUAAAAACAAAGUUGCCAUCAACUUUACGAAGCAUGUCCUUAUAUUUGUCCAAUAAAGAUACAGAAUUAAUUCUGUUUAAGCCAGUCAGGAAUAACAUUCAGCAAAUGUUCCAGAAACUCCAUGCUCUGUUAAAGGAAGAAUUUAGUAAUGAAGACCUCCAGAUCAUAGCUUGUCCUUCGAUGGAACAGGUGAACUUACUGUUGUCGAUGUCCAAGUAGCCCAGCAGUGAGGCUGCUUGAAAUAAGCUUCAGUCAAAUGCCAGAAAGUGAAGGGAGCGCAGAGAUAUUUGCUUGAAGUAAACGAAGGAUCCCACUGUGCAGUCCAGUCUGCAUCAAAACUAUCCAGGCUGCUUAACCAUGUUUUAGGGAAAAAACACAAAAUGGACAGGUUUGUUGAUUGGUAAAGGUCUUCCUGAUCAUUGGCUUGAUCAGUGGGCAGAAGAAAAUGAAACAAAAACCCCUUUGCUGAUCACUCUUAUGGAAGCUUAAAUACUGCCUUUUCCAGAUAUUUUCAAAAUUGAAAACCUUUCUUGUUUGUUUUUUUUAAUUUAAAAGCCAUUCUUGCUUUCCCUUGAUAUACCCAAUGGAAAGUCACACUUUCAAAGAGACGCUGGAAAUACAAUGCAGGGAAUCAAAUGUGAGCAGCAAUAUAUAUUUGUGAGACUUGGGAGAUGACCACAUUGGUAUGACAAUUUGACUUAUGGAGUCAUGCUCUGAGUUUUUCUUUAACUUCCCUGAAAAUCCUGGUAAUCCACCACAUGCUUGAAAGUAAUUCAGAGGUUCUUGCUUGGGAAAACUUAAUUUCUCACAUGUGAAGUGUUUCUUGAA
Ficedula albicollis (Collared flycatcher) is the source of this 2994-nucleotide messenger RNA. It is a transcript of the gene COG3, whose product is annotated as component of oligomeric golgi complex 3. The record is from RefSeq and is a predicted model, not a curated record. Gene Ontology annotation, cellular component: membrane; COG complex; cis-Golgi network. The transcript has 23 exons. Gene Ontology annotation, biological process: intra-Golgi vesicle-mediated transport; Golgi organization; intracellular protein transport. Lineage: Eukaryota; Metazoa; Chordata; Aves; Passeriformes; Muscicapidae. The coding region runs from base 1 to 2385 and encodes 794 amino acids.